GCAGUAGACUAACAUCUUCUGGACCAAUUAGCAUACCAAUAGUCACCAUUCAUUUAUUUGGACCAUUCAUUCUGGAUGGUGUUGAGGAUAGUCAUCGGCAGUGGACUAGGAUCUUCUGGACCAAUUUUACAUACCAGCAGUGAUUAGGCCAAGGUGGUGAUCCACUUCCAUGGAAGAGCAGCAAGAAAGGAGGAACGUUGGAGAGAUAGAACUUGAAGGCGGCCAACCAAGCAGGAACAGUGGCCAAACUAGCCCCGAGCCUAAGGAGCAUAGGAUCGACUUUGAUGAAAUCAGUCCUAGGGUGACAAAUUGGAUUGCGUCGGUCAAAAAUGGAGAAGAAAGGACUCAAUCUCAAACUCAAUGGCCAAGGAUACCAAAGGUUCCUCUGAUCCUGAGGGGGACCCGGGAUUUCAAGAAAUUCUACGAACCGAGGGUAAUUUCAUUCGGUCCUUACCACCAUGGCAAGUCCCACCUUAGCCCAGGGGAAAUGAUCAAGCCUCAAUGUGCCCAAGAAUUCCUGGCUGAUAGUAACCAGAAAAUCGAAGAUUUGUACAAAAAAAUUAAAAGUAAAAUCGAGAAAGUGAGGAACUGCUAUGAUUGGAGUAGUACAAAGGAGUAUGAUGAUGAGAAACUCGCCUGGAUGAUGCUUCUGGAUGGGUGUUUUUUACUACAUUUAAUCCACUGUGUAGUGAGCGGAAAAGAGAGUCAGUUGCGCGGUUUGAAUCGUUUCAUCACUUCUGAGGACCCGGACUUGUUCUUGCUUGAGAACCAACUUCCCUUUGGAGUCCUCAAGUUGAUUUCUAAGAGAGCAAGUUUACCAAUGGAAGAUAUGAUUAAACAAUUCGUCACGAACACCAAAGGGUCGACAUCAGAAAUACAGCUGGAAGGGCACUCUCAUCUCCUCGACCUUUUGCGAAGUGCUCUCCUAGGCAGGUUUAAAAUGAUUGGGAGGAGUCAGCCCGAACAAAAGCAGCAACCUGAGAAAAAAGGAAAGUCGUCGUCGUCGUCUCAAGGUAGAUAUGGGUGGUUCUGUGUCCCAUUUAAAAAAGGCAAACAACAAGACAAUUGGCAGUCCUUUCGACACAUCAGGGAGCUUAAAGCUGCCGCGAUCGAUCUCCAACAGCGUAGAACGAGUUUCUUGACAGACGUUUCUUUCCAUUCCUACUGCUUCUAUGGCUACCUGAAUCUUGCUCCAAUAACCAUUGACGACUCCACGAAGCCCAAAUUCUUGAACAUGGUAGCCUAUGAGAUGUGUCUAGAUGGCCCAGAUGACCAUGGGUUCACUUCUUAUAUAUGCUUCCUUAACAACCUCAUUGAUCAUGCAGACGAUGUCAAGGAGCUGAGAUCUAAGGGCAUUCUCUACAACGGUCUUGGCAGCGAUGAAGAGGUGGUCCAAACUUUCAACGAGAUCUACGCUGACUGGGUAGAUCUCGGUGCUUAUGAAGAAGUGAGAACUAGUAUUCAGAAACACUGCGACGGGAAAGUGAAUACUUGGAUAGCUCAAGCCCUUCACGACCAUUUCAGUUUUCCAUGGAUUAUCACGGAUUUCAUUGGCGCUGUUUUGAUGCUAUUUCUUUAUGGGGUUCAGACCUACUACGCUCUUUGCGGGUGGAAAGCUGAAGCCUUUCACGACUAUCUCAGGUCUCCAUGGAAUUUCAUGGCUUUGAUUGGAACUGUUUUCACACUAAUUCUUACUGGGGUUCAGACUAUACUACGCUCAUUCCGGUAAAUAUAUAAUAUAUUUAUAUGUAGGGUCAAUUAUGAGUGUGAUGUUUUAUUUUCUUGUCCGGUGUGUGAGUAAUUAGGCAAAUAAAGAUGUAUAAAUUGUUAAGUUGUAUUCUGUGAUGUGUUUUUUUUUUUCUUGUUUGACGUGUUUAGGUUUGAGAAAUGGAAGAUUGUAUGAUUAGAUAAAUAAAGAUGUAUAGAUUGUUAAGUUGUAUCACUGGAUUUCAUGCAUGCAUGCAAUAUUAUUAGUCUUUUCCUCUC
Molecule: messenger RNA, 1986 nt
Organism: Vitis riparia (riverbank grape)
Lineage: Eukaryota; Viridiplantae; Streptophyta; Magnoliopsida; Vitales; Vitaceae
Product: UPF0481 protein At3g47200-like
Exons: 2
Coding region: 170-1729 (519 amino acids)
Source: RefSeq, a predicted model, not a curated record